AUGUCGUCUCAGCUCAGCAUUAAUCCUAUGCGGAUAACGGCCGUGCCCGAUGCCGUGCUCGAGAUUGUUAUCGACGGACAGGUCGUUCACGCCUCUACAGCCUCGCCCCAACAACAGCAACAAUGUGCCCCAAAACAGAGUAAACGCAACCCAUUGGUCAUAUCAACAACUGCAUCUGUGUCGUCUGAGCGGUCUCAUAGCCCUAUCUCGAUUCGACGGGAUCCCCUGCAUAACCCUCUUGCGAUGGGGUUCUCGACGUUGUCGUUGAGGGCACCACAGUAUGUGCCUGAUGUCUUUGAUGGGCUUGACGAUGAGGGGGAUUUUGAGCCUUUGGACAAUGACGAUGGUUAUAACGAUGUCGGGGAUGCUUUGGCCAACGCUCAUAUAUCGAAUCAACACUCCGACGGCGAGCAUGGAACACAAUCGAUUUCUCAUCCGUCACACGCCGAUAUCCCACAACUGCCAACAAACCCUGACGAACAACCUACCAAGGAGUCUGUCGCCCUUUACUACCGAACUGGACGUAGUUAUGAGAGAGUCGAACCAGCGAACUCUACCUCUACCCAACAUUUUUCAACAGCACUGGAAUACUACCUUGCAGCAGCUCAACACGGACAUGUCGAGGCCAUGAUCCGGAUAGGGCACCUCUACACCAACGGUCGAGGCGUCCCUCAGGACCACUCGAAGGCGUUCUCUUGGUACCUCCAGGCAGCCGAUAAGAACCGCGUCGUCGCCCAGCGGAUCGUUGGUGGCUCCUAUUUUCGCGGUCGAGGUGUUCUGCAGGACUAUGCCACGGCGGCGGAGUGGUACACCAAGGCCGCUUACCAGGGAGAUUCUCGAGCGCAGUAUAAUGUCGGGUUCAUGUGUCAUUACGGCAGAGGUGUUGAGCAGGAUUAUUCGAUAGCGCUGACGUGGUUCCUGGCAGCGGGGAACCAAGGCCAUGCGUUGGCGCAGAGUAGUAUUGGGUCCAUGUAUGCCAAAGGCCAAGGCACCGUCACAGACUUUGGAGCAGCAAUGAGGUGGUUCGGCAAGGCCGCGAACCAGGGUCUCCCUCUGGCGCAGUUCGGUAUUGGCAGCCUGUUUGCGCAGGGUCUUGGAGUCGACAGGAAUCUGGGUAGAGCUGCAGAGUGGUACCUCCUGGCCGCGCAACAGGGACAUGCGGAUGCUCAGAGUUGUCUCGCGAAUAUGUACUCGAUCGGGCAAGGAGUCCCCCUCGACUUUGUCAAGGCACGGAAGUGGUUUUUGAAGGCGGCUAAUCAGGGGAAUGUCCAGGACCAGUACAGCAUGGGGAUCUUGUAUAGUCGAGGGCUGGGAGGGCGGCACGACUACCCAAAGGCGAUGAAGUGGUUCUUGAAGGCCGCCAACCAGGGACUCAUCGACGCACAACACAGCAUCGCCAUCAUGCACAUUACGGGCGAGGGCGUGCCACAGGAUCAUGCAAAGGCUAUGUUGUGGUACAUGAAGGUUGCCGAGCAAGGGAACGUCGACGCGCAGAGGAUUAUCGGUCUUGCCUAUUUCCAUGGUCAGGGGCUUUCACAGGAUUUCCCAAGAGCGAUGGACUGGCUAAUGAAGGCAGCGGACCAGGGCGACGCACGGGCGCAGUUCAACAUCGGAUCCAUGUACCGGUCUGGAAAGGGCGUCUCGCAGGAUUUCACAAAAGCUUUCCCCUGGUUCCUCAAAGCCGCCGAACAAGGUCACGCCAAGGCUCAAUGCAGUAUCGGAGGCAUGUACGCCAAGGGCCAAGGCACACCCAAGGACUGUGACACCGCCAUGCGAUGGCUCCUCCAAGCAGCAAACCAAGGAUACCCACAGGCGCAGUUCGAUAUCGGCAACCUCUACUCCCAAGGCCUCGGCGUCGUCAAGGAGUUUUCGGAAGCCCUCGAGUGGUACCAGAAGGCAGCCAAGCAAGGCCAUAUCGACGCCCAGAGCACCAUCGGCAACAUUUACUAUGAUGGCAAGGAAGUCAAGCAGGAUUUCACCAAGGCGCGGGGCUGGUUCCUGAUGGCAGGCGAACACGGAAGGAUCCAUGACCAGUACAACCUCGGCCACCUCUUCCACAAUGGCCUCGGCGGCCCUCAGGAUUACGAGCAAGCCAUGAAAUGGUACCUACACUCCGCCACCCACGGAAACCACACCUCCGCCCAGUACAAGCUCGGCCUCAUGUACCGCAACGGUGAAGGCAUCCCCCGGGAUGGCCUCCAGGCCAAGAAAUGGUUCACAAAAGCCGCGACCCAAGGCCACCCCGAAGCCCAGUAUAUUAUCGGAACACUCUAUCGCGAUGGAGCAGACGGAGUUUACAAGAACUCUACCACCGCCAUGUCCUGGUUCAUCAAAGCCGCCAACAGGGGUCAUAAACUGGCACGGUUCAGUAUUGGGUGUAUCUAUCGGGAUAGUCAACCGGGGAUCCCUCAGGAUUUCUAUCAGGCGAUGGAAUGGUUCCUGAAGGCGACUUAUUCCGAUGGCGGUGACGGCGGGAAGGAGGAACGAGUGGAGGAGGAAGAGGAAGGGCUGAAAGGGAUAUCAGAGGCGGCGAUCGGGAGAAUGUACUUGAAAGGUCAAGGGGUGUUCCAGGAUAACACCAAGGCGUUGGAGUGGUUCUCGAAGGCCGUCGAGAAAGGAAACAGAGGGGCGUUGGAGACUGUGAGGGUGCUUCAGAAGGAAGUUGAGAAGGAGGUGAAGAGGAGUAAGAAGGCGGCAUUAAAGUUUUGGUAG
Linnemannia hyalina is the source of this 2712-nucleotide messenger RNA. The record is from the annotation of a GenBank genome assembly. Lineage: Eukaryota; Fungi; Mortierellomycota; Mortierellomycetes; Mortierellales; Mortierellaceae.